Messenger RNA from Camellia sinensis, 1122 nucleotides. NCBI's taxonomy places the organism in Eukaryota, Viridiplantae, Streptophyta, Magnoliopsida, Ericales, Theaceae. The record is from RefSeq and is a predicted model, not a curated record.
GUAAGGGUAUGAGAUAAGUGUUCGACAUAUGUUAUUGGAACUAGGGCAAUUUCUUUUAGAAUUGUUUAUGGAGCUUAGUAAAUUGAAUGUUGAUUCCAUUUAAUUGUUCAUGUUGAUUAGAGGCAUUGGCUGACUUUCUUCCAUCUGAUUUGCAGUGUCAAUCACAGUUGAAAACACUUUAUGCGGAGUCAAUUAAGGGGUGCCACAUGGAAUUUUCUGCUUACAAUAUACUCUGUGUUAUCUUGCAUGCCAACAAUAGCAGAGAUCUGGUAUCAGCAAUGUCAAGCUCAUCAGUUGAAACCAAAAAAGAUGAGGCUGUAAAACAUGCUCUUGCAAUUCAUACCGCUGUCACUUCAGGAAAUUAUGUUCGGUUCUUUAGACUAUACAAGACUGCACCUAAUCUUAACGCCUGUCUUAUGGAUCUUUAUGUUGAGAAGAUGCGGUACACUACUGUGAGAUGCGUGUCUCGUUCAAGUCGCCCUACAGUCCCUGUUUCAUAUAUUGCUCAGGUUCUGGGUUUCACCAAUGCUUCGCCUAUAGAAAUAACUGAGGAAAAGGAUUCAGAUGAUUGGAAGAGUAUGUGGAAUGGCUGAAGGCCCACGAUGCAUGCCUUGUUAUAGAAAAUACUGGAGAGAUGCAGCUUGACACAAAGGCUUCCUCAUCAACACUCUACAUGCCAGAACCCGAUGAUGCUGUAGCCCAUGGAGAUGCCAGUCUCGCCGUCAAUGAUUUCUUGACAAGGAAUUCCUCGUAGCAUAGUUCGUUGUAUCCAACUGUAUGAAGAGAAUUGGUAAGUAAACAAUCUAAUGUAUGCGGAAAAAAGGAAUUACCAUUUCCGGGAUUAACUUGGAAUUUGGAAAAGAUUGAUCCUGCAGGGAUUCCUGCUAGUAUUAUUAUAGAGGGUGUUGAUGAUCACUAAUUAGAAAUGUGUGAUGCCUAGGUUUGAACUUUUGGGCCCCUCUGAAAAAUGCUUUUUAGGUCAGCGACAAGGGUCUGUAAGGUAGUGUAAAAUUGUUUACUUUGUUUUAGAGAUACAUUAUUCAUUCUUGUUGAAGGCCCAUUUGUGGUAAAUAUUACAGGGAAAAUAUGGAAUAAGGAAAUGACCUUUUGUAUUCUGAUUGA